AUGCCAAAGGUUUCAAAGUAUCUCAACAUCAAAUGGGAGCUUCCUAAUCUAAAUCAAGUUAAGUUAAACUUUGAUGGGUCAGUCCAAAAUGAUGAAGCUUCAAUAGGGUUUAUUGUUAGAAACUCAGAUGGUAUUCCUUUGGUAGCUGCAAAUAAAAGAAUUGGUCAGUCAGGUGUGCUUGUAGCUGAAGCAAUAGCUUUAAGAGAGGGUUUGCACAUGGCGCUUCUACAUCAACAUCAGAAUCUUUUGGUGGAAGGUGAUUUCAAGCUGUUAAUUGACUACAUUCAAGGUAAAUCUGAGGUGCCAUGGUGUAUCAAAGCCCUUGUGCAAGAUAUCAAGCAGUUGGCUCAACAGAGUGUCACCGGACGGGUGCCUGCUCGGGUCUGUAUGUUAGAGGGGAAGGGAACCAGUCAGAUCUCCUUCUCGUCGAUGAUUGUGGUGGUGCGACACGUUGUAGAGAAACCCGAUCAAUGGUGGUGCGGAUUCUUCCACUGGAGAUGGCAAGACAUCGUGGCUCUGAUGCUGCUUCAUCUUAGUGGUGUUCGUCCGGUCGUUAAUGAUGGCGGGCGGGUUGGUGGCUGGCAGAUCGGGAAUUAUGCAGUUUUUGUGUUUUAG
This is a messenger RNA of Rosa chinensis, 615 nucleotides long. RefSeq lists its product as uncharacterized. The coding region runs from base 1 to 615 and encodes 204 amino acids. Lineage: Eukaryota; Viridiplantae; Streptophyta; Magnoliopsida; Rosales; Rosaceae. The record is from RefSeq and is a predicted model, not a curated record. Gene Ontology annotation, molecular function: RNA-DNA hybrid ribonuclease activity; nucleic acid binding. The transcript has 3 exons.